Messenger RNA from Ceratotherium simum simum (southern white rhinoceros), 4222 nucleotides. RefSeq names its product FYN binding protein 1 (gene FYB1). Gene Ontology annotation, biological process: T cell receptor signaling pathway; integrin-mediated signaling pathway; protein localization to plasma membrane. The record is from RefSeq and is a predicted model, not a curated record. Gene Ontology annotation, molecular function: lipid binding; protein binding. Lineage: Eukaryota; Metazoa; Chordata; Mammalia; Perissodactyla; Rhinocerotidae. Gene Ontology annotation, cellular component: plasma membrane.
AGUAUUUUAAACUGUGCAAGUGAGACUUCUGGUUCUCAGCUAGUUUUUGUUCCCUAUGCUUGUAGGAUGGCAAAGCAGAUGUGAAGUCCCUCAUGGCGAAGUUUAACACAGGGGCCAACCCGACAGAGGAGGUCUCGGUCAACAGACCCUUCAAAGUCACAGGGCAAAACUCACCAUCAGGAGUACAAGCCAAAAAGAACUUAUUCGACAACCAAGGAAAUGCCAGCCCUCCUACAGGACCUAGCAACGUCCAUAGGUUUGGGUCCCCAAAGCCACCUUUGGGAGUGAAACCUUCUUCUGAGGAAAAGCCUGACAAGGAACCCAAGCCCCCAUUUCUAAAGCCGACUGGAGUGGGCCAAAGAUUUGGAUCACCGGCAAACUCAGCCAGCAGAGACCCUGAGCUGAAAGCAGGAUUUCCGAAACCUGCAGGCCCCAAGCCCAUCAACCUUCCCAAAGAAGAUCCCAAACCUGUGUUUCCCUGGCCUCCUGGGAAUAAACCUUCGCUUCACAGUGUAAACCAAGACCAUGACUUAAAGCCACCAGGCCCGAAGCCCGGGUCUAAUCCUCCAGCCCAGGAAAAUGAACAGAGGCAAGUGUUCCCCAGGGUGGCUGGAGUCAAAGGCAAGUUUGUGUCAGCCUCACCGGAUCAUGACCCCAAGCUCCUCUUCCCCAAACCCAUCAUUGGCCAGAAGCCGUCUCUGAGUACCGAGGACUCCCAAGAAGACGAGAGCCCCACUAAGAAUGCAGCUCCACAGAAAGGACCCCCGGCCCCACUAGGAGCCAAGUCCAAAACCGGCCCUUUAAAACCAGCAAGGGAAGACCCAGAAAAUAAAGACCACGGAGGUGAGACAUCAAGCUCGCCUUUUCCUGGAGUGGUUCUGAAAUCUGCUGCAAGCAGAGGAGGCCCAGGCCUCUCCAAAAAUGCUGAAGAAAGAAAAGAAGAGAGGAAGAUAGAUGCUGCUAAGAACAUCUUCUUAAGCAAAAUUAAUCAGGAAGAGUCGACCUCUGGGGCCCCUCCUGCCAAGUUCCCUAAGACACCUUCUAAGCUGACCGUGGGAGGACCAUGGGGCCAAAGUCAAGAAAAGGAAAAGGGAGAGAAGAAUUCAGCCACCCCUAAGCAGAAGCCAUUGCCUCCCUUGUUUACCUUGGGCCCACCUCCCCCAAAACCCAACAGACCACCAAAUGUUGACCUGACGAAAUUCCGAAAAGCCGCAACUGGAAACAGUACCAGCAAAAGCCAAACGUCUUACUCAACAACUUCCCUACCACCGCCUCCACCACCCCAUCCAGCCAGCCAACCACCACUGCCAGCAUCUCACCCAUCACAACCACCAGUCCCAAGUCUACCUCCCAGAAACAUUAAACCUCCCUUAGAUCUAAAAAGCUCUGUAAAUGAAGAAAAUCAAGAUGGCAUCAUGCACUCUGAUGGUACUGGAAAUCUAGAUGAGGAAGAAGACAGUGAAGGAGAAACAUAUGAAGACAUAGAAGCAUCCAAAGAAAGAGAGAAGAGAAGGGAAAAGGAGGAAAAGAAGAGAUUAGAGCUGGAGAAAAAGGAACAGAAAGAGAGAGAAAAGAAAGAACAAGAAAUAAAGAAGAAAUUUAAACUAACAGGCCCUAUUCAAGUCAUCCACCAAGCAAAAGCUUGCUGUGAUGUCAAAGGAGGAAAGAACGAGCUGAGCUUCAAGCAAGGAGAGCAAAUUGAAAUAAUCCGCAUCACAGACAACCCUGAAGGAAAAUGGCUGGGCAGGACAGCAAGGGGGUCAUACGGCUAUAUUAAGACAACUGCUGUAGAGAUUGACUAUGAUUCCUUGAAACGGAAAAAGAACUCUCUGGGUGCUCUUUCAAGACCCAUGGAAGAUGACCAAGAAGUAUACGAUGAUGUUGCAGAGCAGGAUAAUGUUAGCAGCCACAGUCACAGUGGAAGUGGAGGAAUGUUCCCACCACCCCCAGAUGAUGAUAUUUAUGAUGGGAUCGAAGAGGAAGACGCCGAUGAUGGCUCCACGCUACAGGUUGAAGAGAAGAGUAACUCGUGGUCCUGGGGGAUUUUGAAGAUGUUAAAGGGAAAAGAUGACAAAAAGAAAAGUAUACGAGAAAAACCUCAAGUCUCUGAGUCAGACAAUAAUGAAGGUUCAUCUUUCCCUUCUCCUCCUAAACAGUUGGACAUGGGAGAUGAAGUCUAUGAUGAUGUGGAUGCCUCUGAUUUCCCUGCUCCACCACCAGAGAUAAGUCAAGGAGUCAAAGCCAAGACAGAAGAGAAAGACCCUAAGAAGCUAAAAAAGCAGGAAAAAGAAGAAAAAGACUUCAGGAAAAAAUUUAAAUAUGAUGGUGAAAUUAGAGUCCUAUAUGCAACCAAAGUUGCAGCCUCCUUAGCUUCUAAGAAGUGGGGGACCAGAGAUCUACAGGUCAAGCCUGGUGAAUCUCUUGAAGUUAUACAAAACACAGACAAUACAAAAGUUCUCUGCAGGAAUGAAGAAGGAAAAUAUGGUUAUGUCCUUCGGAGUUGCUUGGUGGAUAAUGAUGGAGAGAUCUAUGAUGAUAUUGCUGAUGGUUGCAUCUAUGACAAUGACUAACUCUCAGCUUUGGUCACUCUGCUAUGUCCAUUUGAUGUCAGUAUGAAGUCUGGGUUUUGAUUGGCGAAUGUUAUUGUGUUCAUAGAAAAAUGAAUGCACAAAACUACUUAUUACCAUUUGUUAUAAACUUCUGAUUAUCUUUAAAAGUUUUGAAAUUUUGGACUUAGAAAGUGAUCUCUCUGCUUAAGCAACAUCUUGAAAGACUGCAUCAAUGAGAUGUAAGAAUUGUUAAAAAUCCCAUUUCUGCCUCAGCUACAAUUAUGAAGAUGCUUCUUUUACCCCAUCAGUUGACAACCUCCCUUCCUAGAAAAAAAUCAUUUGAGAAGAAAUGACUGUGUUGUCUAAAGAACUAUAAGGAAGAAACAUAAAGAAAUACAAGAAAGAAAAUUUUAAAGCAUUUCACAAGAAGGAAAACUUCGUUUGCCCUUCUAAUUAUGAUCGUUAUCUUAUAUUUUCUAUUCAAAUUAUCUGUCUUUAAAAAGGCAGAGCUGUCUCCUCUCUUGCUAGUGAGUUAAAUGUUUUCAAAAAUUAUAGAAGUAUCAGAAAUUGUAUAUAAAGUUUGUCCCUAUUUGUUAAUUGUGAAUAUGUGGUAAUUACCUAAGAUUAAAACUAUAGAAGAGUCUAAAAUAAGUUUUCUGUUUGCAGCAUCACAUGCUAACAGUAUAAUUCUGUAUUCUGUUUAAAUUUCUGUUGUAACUAGAGUAGAUAUGAAUGAGGACUACCCUAAAAUGAUGAAGACUGGAAGAACGGACUUUGAAAUUAACUAGCCUUCUAUUGCACCUCUUUACUUUGAAGACUAUCUUAAAGGUUUUUGGUUUUGUUUUUCAAAUACCUCUAUGAAACUUUUUCUUUAAAACCACUUUACUGGAAAGUUGGCCAGUAGAGGGAGUACAAAUUAAUAACCCCUGGUGUUUGGACUAGAAUGUUCCCUAUUGACACAUACUCAUUCCCAAAGAAACCCAAAAACGGAAGGUGAAGCAUUUGGGUUCCAAAUGCUAAGAACACUAAACACUAUGACACAAAAUGUAAAACCCUAACACCCAAGAAAAUAGCAUAUUAGGUAAUUUUUUCACAACUUCCAAAACACGAAAUGAGCAAAUCUUAAUGCUGGCUCUGCUACGAAUGAACCAUGAUGUGAUAUUGGGUAAAUUAUUUAUCCUUCCAGUUUCCUCGUCUGCAAAUUACAGGAUUAGGCUAAGUCAGUUUUUCCCAACUUUUUUACUAUCAGUUACCUCAAACUUUUAUAAUUCUCCCCCUACCCCAGCCCUGUGUUUCAGAAAUUUCUGUUUAUUUUUAAAACUCAUUGAUUAAAUAGUGAUUAAUGCAUUAUCCAUGUUUUCAUAUUGUAAAGGCCCUUUGGAGCGUCUGAAGAGUGGCUCCAUUGAACUGAAAUAACUUCAGAUAAUUGUAAAAGAACUCCAAGCCUUCGUAUGGGUAAAGUGGAAAUUCCACUAGAUGCAUUGAAAUUUGAAAAUAGAUCAUCAACUUCUAUUGCUCAAUUUAUAGUUUCUGGGAGUCUGAGGCCCCCAAAUCGGAGGAAUUUAGACCUCCUCCAAUUAUGAAAUACUUGGAUGUCUACUUUUUGAUAGGGGAAGCCAGUAUAUGCUCACGUGAUGAAUUUAAUACUAAAUAAAAUUACAUGAUCCAAAAGU